CGGGCUCCCCUGCGGCCGGGCUCAGGGGUGCCCCGAGGUCCUCGCUCCGCCCCGCCCAGUCCAGUCCAGUCCCCCGGCCCGGACAGGCCGGCCGGCAGCAGGCGCCCCGCCGCGCCAUGGGGGCCCCGCGCGCGCUGCCGCUGCCCCUGCUUCUGCUCCUGGCGUGGCGCGGGGCGCCCGGCGGGGCCACCCCCACCCAGGACGGCAUGUGGCAGGAGCGGGACGUGGAGUCAGGGACUCUGGCUCCCAUGGACAAGGCCGUGGGCUCCACAGGCUGGAGCGCCCCCGACAGCCAAGACAGCCAACCCUGGACAUCAGAUGAGACGGUGGUGGCCGGGGGCACUGUGGUGCUCAAAUGCCAGGUGCGGGAGCAUGAAGACUCAUCCCUGCAGUGGUCCAACCCUGCCCAGCAGACACUGUACUUCGGGGAGAAGAGAGCCCUUCGAGACAACCGGAUCCAGCUGGUAAAGUCGACCCCAUAUGAGCUGAGUAUCAGCAUCAGCAGUGUGGCCCUUGCGGAUGAGGGCGAGUACACAUGCUCCAUCUUCACCAUGCCUGUGCGCACCGCCAAGUCUCUGGUCACGGUUCUAGGAAUUCCACAGAAGCCCAUCAUCACGGGGUACAAGUCUGCACUGCGGGAACAGGAGAGUAUCACCCUGAGAUGUCAGUCCUCUGGGAGCAAGCCCCCAGCCGAGCUCACCUGGAGGAAGGGGGACCAGGAGCUGAAGGGGGAGAACAGUUGGAGCCAAGAAGACCCCAAUGGCAAGACCUACACCGUGAGCAGCUCUGUGACCUUCCCGGUGUCCCAGGAGGAUGAUGGCGUGGAUGUCGUGUGUGCUGUGAAGCAUGAGUCUCUGAAGGGGGCCGACAGGUCCACUGCACAGCGCAUUGAAGUUCUGUACACACCUACGGCCACCAUUAGGCCAGACCCGCCACAUCCCCGUGAGGGCCAGAAGCUGCUGCUGCACUGCGAGGGCCGUGGCAACCCUGCCCCCCAGGAGUUCCUAUGGGAGAAGGAGGGUUCCCCAGCCCUGAAGAUGACACAGGAGCGCGCCCUUAUCUUCCCACUCCUCAACAAGAGUGACAGUGGCAUCUAUGGCUGCACAGCCACCAGCAACAUGGGCAGCUACAAGGCCUAUUACACGCUGAACGUGCAUGAUCCCAGCCCGCUCCCCUCGGCCCCCAACAACUACCAUGCCAUCAUUGGUGGGAUCGUGGCAUUCGUUGUCUUCCUGAUGCUGAUUCUGCUCAUCUUUCUCGGCCACUACCUGAUCCGACACAAAGGCACCUACCUGACUCACGAGGCAAAAGGCUCUGAUGAUGCUCCGGACGCAGACACGGCCAUCAUCAACGCAGAGGGUGGGCAGGCUGGCGGCGAGGACAAGAAGGAAUAUUUCAUCUAGGGCCGUUGGGCCCCGCAAGCCUGCACCAACGGGACUUGUACAGAGCGACCUGGGCCACCCUCCUGCUUGCUCCUGAGCCCCCACCCCUGUACAGAAUGUCUGCUUUGGGGGGCGGUUUUGUACUCGGUUUGGGAUGGGGAGGGAGGA
Messenger RNA from Suncus etruscus (white-toothed pygmy shrew), 1550 nucleotides. RefSeq names its product cell adhesion molecule 3 (gene CADM3). Bases 117 to 1403 code for a protein of 428 amino acids. The transcript has 10 exons. The record is from RefSeq and is a predicted model, not a curated record. Lineage: Eukaryota; Metazoa; Chordata; Mammalia; Eulipotyphla; Soricidae. Gene Ontology annotation, biological process: homophilic cell-cell adhesion. Gene Ontology annotation, cellular component: presynaptic membrane.